AUUGAGCUAGCUAGCGCUAUGGUUCAACAAGCAGCAAUGUACAAGAUGGUUCAACUACUCGGCAUGUUAGUGACAACUGGUCUCCUCUCUCUUUGUAUGGCAGAGACCUUCCAUGUUACUCCAACUUUCCCUGCCCCAGCUGACUGUCCUAAACCUUGUCAAACCUUGGACUACUAUGCUCAAAACCAAAAUUUAUCUGCGGGCCACAACAACAUCACUCUGAUAUUCCUGGAGGGAGUUCACAAUCUCAGCAGCGAACUUACUGUUAAUAAUACUAACCUCAUAAUCAUGCAGCCAGCACUUCCAAAUCAGAGACAACGCCCAAAGAUUAUUGGUCGAUGUGACACUGAUAAUGGUGGGCUUAUUAGAAUCAUAGGCAUAGCAUUAAAUACAUUGAUCGAAGAACUUUUGUUUGAGAAUGUUUCACUAAAGCUAUAUAGAUCUAUUGACGAAUUUUCAAACCUAGAUGUUGACAGCUCAAUAACGAUCAAAAACUCCAUUAUAUCGAGAUCUACUCACGCCAGUAUAGGAGUCAAUGCCAUGUCAGUAAAAAAUUGUUUGAUUGAGGACACUACGAUAUAUUAUAUUUUGGACAUAUGGGCAUUAUUUGUUCAUGAUAUACCAAAUGUGAUGAUUGUCAAUUCCAACAUAAGUCAUAAUAGUGUCGGGCUUGGAUCAGCUAAUUCAAACAUAACACUCAGAAACUCUUCGAUUGAUAGCAAUGACUUCGGAGUUUGGCUAAUUGAUGAUAUAGAAAAACACUUCAAUAUAAUGGAUAACUGUUCUUUCACCCGAAACAAAUUCUUAGGAAUAUGGUUAGGGAAUGCUCAUCCACAAAAAACAGUAACAACUAUUAAUGACUGUAAAUUUGAUAACAAUAGCGGAACACCAAUCCUAGCCUCCGGAAGUACCUUUCAUUUGUCAGGAGAGAAUGUGUUUUCUAACAACAUUGCGGUAAGUGGAGGUGGUCUGGCCUUGUAUCAAUCAACAGUGCUAUUUGAUUCAGGAUCGUCUACACGCUUUGAGAACAAUACAGCUAUGGAGUAUGGUGGGGGGAUCUACAUUGUUACAGAUACAGCUUUCCCUCCACAGCUGCUAGUUCCUCUGGCGAACAUAAAUUUAAAAUUUAUUUUAAACCCACUUUGCUUUUAUAACAGUGCUAGUGACCACACAAGUGGUGAUAUUCCGAAUGUGACGUUCUUUGGGAACAAUGCCUAUUUUGGUGGAAAGGACAUCUUUGGACUCACAAAAAUAUCAGUCCAUAACAAUGGUUAUGGAUGUUCAGUUUCAGAGGAUAGUAUCUUUCAUUUUGACGAUUCAGUACCGAGUUUUUCUCGACUUGCAUCAAACCCGUCUCGAGUGUGUUUCUGUGUAAACGAUACGCAACAAUGUCAAAACCGUAUAUACCUUGUAGUUAACGAGACGAGGUUUCCGGGAGAGAAUUUUGAUGUUUUCGUAGUUCUCGUGGGAUUCAACUUUAGUAGAGUAACAGGAACUGUGUUUGCUACUGUACUGGAUGGGAAUACUGGAAAUAUCAGUGAUAUUCAACGCAUACAAUAUAUCAAUGACUAUGCACAAUGCACAAAACUAACCUACACAGUAAUGUCCAAUCAAACAAGCAGGCCCCUCCAACUAAGCCUCUCUGCUGAACAAUCGUAUGUUCAAGGCAAUCAUAAUGAUAUAAGUAAAGAAAGUGUAAAAAGCAUAUACUCUGAUGAAUGCAGCCAUACAAUACCGUGUGCAGCUCUUCUCACUACGUCCGUCUUCAUUAACAUCACUGUUAAUAAAUGUCCUCUGGGGUUUCAGCUUGAUAAGACUUCAGGGGUGUGCGAAUGUGACAAAAGCAGCACUCAGUUGAAUGUAACCUGUGACAUUCAAAACCACACUGGCUACAUCAUCAGAGAAGGAACUGUGUGGGUGGGAGUGGACACUGUCAAAAAUGAAACUGACCUUUACUACUUGUACCAAUACUGUCCUAGUGACUACUGCAAUAGGUCUGCAAUAGCUGUUCACUUGACAUCCCCUGAUUCACAGUGCAGCUCGAACCGUACUGGAAUUUUGUGUGGGAGAUGUGAUGACGACCACAGCCUGCAAUUAGGAGGUGAUCGGUGCAUACAAUGCCAUGACAAUAGUUUUGUUGCUUUGUUGAUAGUGUUCGCCACCCUUGGGAUUUUACUGGUUGCUAUGAUUACACUCUUCAACGUCACAGUUGCCAAUGGCACCAUAAAUGGACUCCUAUUCUAUGCAAAUGUUGUGUGGAUUAACAAUGCUAUAUUGUUCCCACAGCGGAACAUUGGCUACUACAUCAUCACUGUGCCUAUUGCUUGGAUUAAUCUGGACUUCGAUAUUGAGACCUGUUUCAGCCAAAAUUUGGAUCAACUAACUAAAAGUGGUUUACAGUUUGUGUUCCCAGUGUACAUCUGGUGCAUUGCUGGCCUUAUUAUUUUAGUUUGUCGGCAUUCCAUAAAAGCUACUCAAUUCUUUGGUGGAAAUUCUGUUGCUGUUUUAUCUACUCUCAUCCUACUAUCUUAUGGGAAGCUGUUCAGGAUUAUCACAAAUGUGUUCACUCCAGCUGACAUUUCUGGCUCUGAUGGUUCUAUUCGCAGAGUUUGGUCCCUUGAUGGAAAUGUUGAAUAUGGAAUAACACAUGGACACAUUAUCUUAAUGGUGGUUGCACUACUAUUUAUGCUACUGUUUUGGUUGCCAUUCACCUUGACUCUCCUUCUAGUACCUUUCCUAAAAGCCAAGUCAAACUACCCACCCCUUCGCUGGAUUAACAAAUUCAUGCCCUUUUUUGAUACCUUUUACGGUCCUUUUAAAAACAAGCGACAUCAUCAAGUGUGGACGGGGAUUCUGCUCAUUUCACGUGUAGUGAUAUUGAUUGUUUUUGCAUCAACCUCGACUUCCAAUCCGAAUGCUAACAUACUGGUGUUGACCAUUAUAGCUACACUCCUGCUACUCUACAUAGCAUUUGUGGGAUUUCUCUACACGCAGUGGUUUGCGUCUGUGCUUGAAGUAUUAUACCUAUUCAACCUCAUCAUUUUAGGUGGAGCAUUCUUGUUUUAUCAAACGCAACCGGAAGAUGUCCGACAAAAGGAGACCAUCAAUCCAGUGACAGCUACUUCAGUUUGCAUUGCUCUCCUUCAGUUUACUUGCAUUAUAAUCUUCCACAUAGCCAAGAAGGUCGGACCCAAGCUUCAGAGGCUCAUUAAGAAACCAGAAAUACAAGAUGCACGCAAAGAAAGUGGAAGGCACGAAGUGAUAACACAGGAAGUGACGCUCGUCAAUGCAAGGGAGCAGCAUACAUACUAUAAUGCCACUGAUUAUAGAGAGCCACUUCUGGAUGAUACUGUGAUAACCUGAACAAUUAAGGACAUUGUUCUAUAUAGUUUAGAGUAGAUGUCAUAGUUCAGAGUAGAGUACACUAAUCUUCCUUUUUGUUUUAUGUUCUAGAAGUUUAUUUACUGUUUUAUAUUAAGUAGCUUUCUGAGUGUUGUAUCUCAUGGUUCAAUCAGUUAUUCUUUACGCUGAA
Halichondria panicea is the source of this 3532-nucleotide messenger RNA. RefSeq lists its product as uncharacterized. NCBI's taxonomy places the organism in Eukaryota, Metazoa, Porifera, Demospongiae, Suberitida, Halichondriidae. The record is from RefSeq and is a predicted model, not a curated record. Bases 19 to 3363 code for a protein of 1114 amino acids. The transcript has a single exon.